Messenger RNA from Aspergillus pseudotamarii, 2055 nucleotides. Its product is annotated as RTC4 family protein. Lineage: Eukaryota; Fungi; Ascomycota; Eurotiomycetes; Eurotiales; Aspergillaceae. The transcript has 2 exons. Bases 301 to 1785 code for a protein of 494 amino acids. The record is from RefSeq and is a predicted model, not a curated record.
CCAUCAAUGACGGUCAAAUCUUCUUCAAUAGUCGAAGCCAAGGAUCAGCUGCGCCUUACAUUUUAUUCUUAGCAAUUCAAUUGAUUUUAAUUAAUGCGGAGUUACCGAUAGCGUGUCACCACACGCGUUUCUCCUCUUCUUCUUCCUGCCACCCCCCCAAUUUCCUCGAGCGAUUGCCUUGACUCUCUGUUCCCAUUCAUUUAUAAAACAAUCCCUAUACAAUAUUUCCUUAUUUAAACAAAUGCGCAACCGCCCUGAAACACGCCGCACGUUCCAAACCACUCCCCGACCCAAGCCACUAUGGUCACCCCUCGGCCGAAGCCCGACUCGAGCUACGCCUCGAACCGCCUGACAAGACAAAAUUACCACGGGCAACAUCUUCUUUCGACUUUCAAGGACAAAGAAGCUCCUGAGCCUGUUACUAAGCCCGAACCAGCCACGGACGAUGAGCCGGUGAGCUCCAGCGAAGAAGAAACUUGGAGCAAUGCCGGUUUAGAUGACGAUCUCGAGAAUGAGCGCACGCCUCGUCGCCCAGGGCCAACGUUGGAGGAGAAACUAGCUGAGACUUCGAGAGAAAAUGGAACACCAUCACGAACCCCGCGAUCGAAGAGAGGAAUUGACAGUCCGAGAGCUCAACGCUCGAGUCGUAAGAGGACGUUGAAAGAUGUAGUUACUGUUAACGAGGAGAAUGACAAUGGCGAUCCUUUUUCAGAGUGUGGGUGGUCUUCGCAAGGUGUAAAGAAGCACAAGGCGGAGUAUGGGUCCAUGAAGAAGCGCAACUCGACAGUCUAUUCCAGAAAGCCGAGCACGCCUUUACAAAUGGAUUCGCCGAAUGCUGGGAAGAAAAUAAAGAACGUGGAUACGGAAUCCCAGAAGGAUGAUGGAUUUAAGGUCCCCAAGGAUAUUGAUAUCAAAAGUCCGCCAUCUAAAUCGCGCUCAUCCGCGGAAUUUAAGGCCCCUCCCCCUCUUCCAAAUGAUAUUGUCUCUAGCUCCUCUUUUGCGCCCUCCUCCGCUCGAGAACCUGCUAUCUUUGAUACGGAUGAUGACGAUGCUUCGCCCCUCAGCUCUCCGCUUAGCGAGUUAUCUGAGACCGGUCUACAGGACAUACUACUAGAUGAGGCAGGUGAUGCGCCGAAGCCGAAGGAGUCUCUGUGUCCCUGGUGUAAAGAACCUGUGGACCCAGAACUCUUGUUACGAUUUCAAUCACAGCCGAAACAGCGCAUCCGAGAACAGCAGCGGUUCUGCGAUUCUCAUAAGAAGACCGCGGCCGAGAAAGAGUGGCAUGAUAAGGGCUACCCAGCUAUCGAUUGGGAUACGUUCGACGACCGGAUCCAUAACUAUUUUGACGACUUGGAGACCCUUCUGGUUCCAGAUAGCCAGUCCUAUUACCGAAACAUCCUGGAUUCCACGUUAAAGGCUGGAAAAGCCAAGAACUUCCGGCUGACACUAGAGGGAGAUGGUUUGGAGACGAUCUCUUGCGGUUAUUACGGUACUCGAGGCUCCGGUAAAAUGUUACAAGCAUUGACCACACAUUUCUCGCGUAAACUACGCCGCCUGGCCGCCAGCGACCACAUUGUGAAGUCGGCUGGCGUUGUGGGUUACGCCCAAGCUGUGCUCGUGCCUGAAUUGGCGGUCCGGCUGGUCAAGGAAGACAUGGGGGUCAGCGACGAGGCCGCUCGGCAGAUCUUGCGCGACAGCAUCGAUCUUGGUGAAAAGCUAAACUUCGCAUUGAACGACAAGGUUCCGAUUCCCGAAGAACUUGUGGGGCGUUCAGUUGAUCUGUAACUGUAACCAUGUGUUCUUCUUUAUGUCUUUCUUUCUUUGUUGAUUUUCCCGUCGCAUACGAUGUGUCUGGUCUUGAUUGUAUAUAAGAAAAGCGUGGCACGUGAUACCACUUGUGUUUGUGUUUUAUGUGUUGUUUUUGUGCUUUCAAUGGUGUUGAUGAUGGAAGAUUGCCUCAUAUACGCAAUGUAUGGCGUGCGAUUCGUGGGUUUCAAUGUACGGACUUAAUCUUUACAAGAGCAGCCAAUGCAACUAAGAAGGCGACCGGGUCGU